CACAAAGAUGGCUACUUCUAUGUGGGCUACUUCAUCAGCACACAAAGACUAGACGGUCGAUGUCAGUCAGUACACUGUUAUUAAAUAAUGCAACAAUAUUGUGCUUUUUGCAAAUUGUUUAAUUUUUAAAUAAAAAUAUAUCGCUUCGCACAACUCCUGCUAUACCAUAUAAUUAUAAGUUGAAGGACGACACUUGUAUCUAACUUACUUAUAUUUCAGUGCCAGUAAACAAAUGAAUGCAGAGUGAUUGGCCUCCUCAUUCAUUCAUCAUGGGCAAUCCCUUAAGCCACAUUUUAGUUUUAGUGCCUAGUUUCUAUAAACUCAUCUAAGUCUAUCUGACCUAUUUAAUAGUAGGCCUAAAACGUAACAUAUAGUUAAAUAUUAGUAUCAAACAAAUUGAAUCAUCUACUAAUUGUAUUGGCCAGUCAGUUUUUCUCUUUUUUUGUGUUCUUGUGGCCCACUUCAACACUUACUUAUUUUCAAUGGUAUCAUUGAUUAUUACUGAAAUUUGGUUUGUAUUGUCAGGAAUAUCCAGUUUUAUUAAAAAAGGGGAUAAAGUUACUAAUAGUAUAGCCUGUGCUUUGUGAAGUUUAUGAAGCCUAAAGCAAACUUUUCAAUUCAAGUUUUCUUAAAACAUUAAUAUUAUUAUUAUUAUUAUAUUUUUAUAUUAAUAUUAAGUAAUUAAUAAUGAAUUAUAAUGUAUAGAAUAUAGAAACCAAUUGAAACAAGAAUAAGAUCCAAAAAUAAAGUGUCCGUACCCUAAAAAUUUUAGUUAACAAGAAAAGCACCAUACUUCUCUUGACUUUAAUUAAUAAUAUUAAUUAUCAGUUAAUUUGAAUUUUUCAGCAAUUUUUAAAAGAGGAAAAUACUAAUACCAUAAAUGUUAAAAAUACUUAAGUAAGUUUAAAAAUAAUCAGGCCCCCGGAAAAAAGCCUGGGAAACCCAGCUCUAGAUUAUAUUACUUGAAUUACAAUAAAAGCAUGCACGCAAUGAACCUAACAUACUAUAUAUAUAUAUAUAUAUAUAUAUAUAUAUAUAUAUUACAUUAGGAAAUGACGUCAGUAGGCUGAGUAGGCCCGUCAAGCUAAAAGCUCUUUAUGCCCUCCCCAAUCCACCCCUCUAAGCCCAAACAUCGGGCAACGAAGCAGAUAUAUAUAUAUAUAUAUAUAUAUAUAUAUAUAUAUAUAUAUUACAUUAGGAAAUGACGUCAGUGGGCUGAGUAGGCCCGUCAAGCUAAAAGCUCUUUAUGCCCUCCCCAAUCCACCCCUCUAAGCCCAAACAUCGGGCAACGAAGCAGCACAUUGGAGAUCUCCCUUUGCCCCUACCCACAUCUGCUCAAUCGGGUUCUACCAAUGGGGGCCGCCCUACCACAAGGACAUCCGAUAAGCAGGAAACUGCUUGCACAGUGCCAGCGACCGACUUCCCAGGAGUCAGGAUGGUAUAUUUAUGUCCUAAAAUUUUCCCCAUGCAGGGAAGCAUCAGACGCCCUCUAAUAAGGAUUUCUACAGUAGGUUUCUAAUUUACAAAGCAUGAAAUGGUUACCUAGGAACAGCUUCCUCAAUGAUGUGUAAAUGGAACCGUUGGCUUAGGGUUGCCACAACCCACACCUUGCCUCAUAUCCAAUGGCAACUUUCCUACCCUGGUUCUGCCUUUAUGUCCAGCUGCAGAUUUUCCACAGUUGACAGCCUAUAGACUAGAUGCUACAAUUUAUGGCAGAUAACAUGCAUGACCUUGUCUGCCCAUGCAGUCACAUCCAAAAUACCUAACAUACUUAUUUUAUUAUUAUUAUUGCAUGUAUUUACAUUUUUCAAGAAUGAAGACAUAUUUGUUUUGUUUUUUUAAAACUUCUCUUAUUCUUCUUUUCAGAAAAAAAUGUUUUUUUAGAGAAGGUUUCAUCCAAAUUCCAACAUGUCACUUGUCUCUAAACCAGGACUUUUAAAUGGAGGUCUGCAUGGCCAACAGCUGAUCCCUUCCUCAGCAGGAGAUACACAUUGUUUAGGAAGUACAGCAAAUUCUGAUUUCCCGUCCAAAAUCAAUACAGAGAAGAUUGAGCUUGCAAGUAGUGAAUUUCAUAAUUCUACAGACAAUGGUGACUUGGGUCAACUCAGUGUACAUGAGGGUAUUGUCGAGGGAGAAAAUACAGGAGAAGAGUCCCCUGUUAUUGAUAUUAUCAUAAACAAUGUUGUGUGCACUUUCAGUACACGUUGCUACCUCAAUCUUAGAGCUAUAGCCUUAAAAGGAACAAAUGUAGAAUACAAGCGUGAAAACGGGGUAAGCUUAAUAAUUGCUAUUAAAACCCAUUGUUAUUUCAUUGAUGUUGAGAUAAUAUAUUUUAUGACAUAUAAUAAUAUUGUUUUAUUCAAUACUAAUUAAAAAAAUUCUGAGUAUCAUACAAAAUUAUAGAAAUGAGCCAUUAUAAGCAUAAUCAUAAUAUGUUUGUUUCUAUUUUAAGCAACAUUAUUAAAUUUUUUAUUCUUAAUUAAAACACAAGUCAAUUUUUAAAAAAAAAACAACAGAUGUUAAAUAUGAAACUAAGACGACCACAUACAACGGCAACGAUUUGGUCUUCUGGAAAAAUAACUUGUACAGGAUCGACAAGGUAAUUAAUUUGAUUAGCUCUAUCAGUACCACUUAUUAUUGAAACUCUUAAUUAAAUUUAUAAAAAAUUGUUUCUGAAUGUUUUAUGUCAGCAUUUCCAAAAACGGAGUCGCUAUUCGGCAUCAGGCCACUAAAGCCAGAUACCGAGUUUCAAGUCUGUGAAAAUGCACACAUAUCAGACAAUGUCAUUUUAAUGUGUUUUGUAGACAGAAUUAUGACAAUACAACUCACAAAGAAUUUCUCCUCCAUAUACCUCGGAGAAUAACAAAAGCAUACAAAAUUUUGAUUGAUAAUGACAUCUCUCAAAAUAGGAACACAUGUACGGAAGUGAGUUGGAAUGGGGCUUGUGCAUUGGCUAAAACUUGAAAUGGCCUCAGUGAGAAUGAAGGCUGUAGCAUGACUACAGUGUGUAUUUGUGCAUUGUAGCACUCGAAGGGAAUCUUUGACCAUUAAAUAAUGAGAUUCUCUUUAGCUGAUACUAACCAAGAGUUAAAAAAAUGUAUAAACGCUAUAAAAUCUUAUUGACUGAAUUAAGAACAUCAAGUUUACAAAGCACUCAAAGACAUCUUAGAAAGAGCAUUGUCAUUAAGAGUAACCAGUUUUAGUAGAAAGGGCAAUAACAUUUCUAAAAACUUGAUUAUGACCUAUGUGAAGCAGUCUUUUCAACACAGGCUUGACUAAAAUAAAAAAAGAAACUUUUGGAAUUAAAAUAGAAUAUGUAGAAUUAAGUUAAGUUAUAAGAAAUAUGGCAACUUAAUUUUCAUCUUUCUCAUAACCUAAAAAUAAAAAUAACAGGGCCACAGAAAAUAAAUUCUAAAAUAUAGAUAAUUUUAAUUUUAUUAAAUGUGUACCAAUAUUCUUGUUGAGGUGAAAACAUUUUUUUAAUGACAUGGGCAUGGGUGAUGCCAUGAUAACAAUUUAUGUUUUGCUUUAAAGACUACGAAUGCUAUAGCUUGAUAUGACGUUCAUUUACUUAUUAGAUUUUUAUGGUUCUCUUUGUCUAAAACUGUGCUAGGAUAUGUCACUUAGGUUCUCCUGUUUAACACAGGCUUAGAUUAUACACCAAGAUUCAUAUGAACAUAAUUUUUUGGUCGAUUCGCUUAAUAAUGUGCUUUGAAUGCAAAUUAUUAAAUGUAACGAUGCAAAAACUUUAGAUUGAAAUGAUUUGCUUAGGGAUAUGGUUGUAAUUUUAAUUAAGAAAUAAAACUAUUGUACAGGUAUCGACAUUUAUUUGUUGUUUCAUUAAGUGAAAUAAAUUUAAUAAUGCUGUUCAAUGUCCUUUUUUUCCAGUGAAGAGGAAGCAAAAUUAGCUGCAAGACGUAUUGCCCGCCGCCUACAGAAGUUGGGUUUCAACAUUCGUUUCUCAAGCUACAGAGUGGUGAAUGUUUUGGGCACCUGUAGUUUACCAUUUGGCAUUAAGCUUAAUCAAUUUUCUGAAGCUAACCGGGCUAAUGCUAGGUAAGGGAUUAAUUGUUCAAUUAAUAUGCAUGUAGUAGAUAAGACAUUUUGGGGCAUUGGGGCUAAGAAUGCAGGUUAAAGUGGGUGGCAUAGUAACACAUUUGUUCAUACCUUUUUUUUGCCCACACGACUGAUAUUAAUUUAUUUUGAGUGUAUUUAUUUGAAAUACCGUUCUGAUAUGAAAUUCAUGUUGAUAAAGUGUUUUGCUGUUUAUAAUUAUUUGUUUCACAAAAUAUAGUGUACAAUUUUACUAGUGCGAAGAUAAUGUGCAGGGUCAUGUACUUUGUAAAUAUUUUAAAGUAAAUUGCAUGAGAAAUUGAUGUACAUACUACUAACAUUUAUAUUAAAUACAGACUUCACAACUUAAUGGAAAAAACAUAAUGAAAAGUUAUUGAGUUAAAUCAUUCCAUAAAAUAUAUUAUAUUCAUUAUUGGGGAAUACAUUUUUUUUUUCAAUAUAACUUUUUGUUGUUGUAAAUUAUUCUUUAUUAUAAUUAAAAUUAUUAUUAAAGAAAAAUGAUUCAGUUUUCUUUCCUUUGAAUACAAAUUUUUCAUGCUUGAAAUUUCUUCACAGCUAUGAGCCUGAGCUGCAUCCUGGAGUUACAUAUCGAAUUAAAGAACCCAAGGCCACUUUGAAAAUAUUUUCAACUGGCAGUAUUACAGUAACAGGUAAAAAAUUUCUUUGUAUUUUGUUAGCCUAUACAAAAAUCAUUGGCAUCAAUACCAUAUCCAUAGUUUGACUGGAUAAGAAAGUGAUUUUUAAAAAAUUCUGUUGUUUUUGUUUUAAUAAACAUUCUGAACAUCUUUAAAAUAAAAAAUAAUGUCUACAAAAAGAAUGGGACCUUGCAAAAUAAAAUUCUUUUACUUAUCAAACAAUAUGACCUUAACAUUCGUCCAUAAAUGUGGAAGUUGGUAUAAUUUUUAAAUGUCUAUAAAUUAUUUUAUAAACGUUUUUUUAACAUCAAUUUAUAUGGGAAAAGCUGUUCGUUUUCUAAAACGUUUUUAACUUUUUUAAAUGCAAUUUUAUUUUAGCGCCCUGUGUAUUAAAUGUUCAACUUGCCAUAGAACACAUCUAUCCCCUAGUGAACAUGUUUAAAAUGGAACCGAGAAAGAUAGAUAAAAAGGUUAGUAGUUCUGAUUUUUCUGUUUAUAAGUACCUUCUUAAUCAAUUAUUAAUAUAGGAGUUACAAAAGUGUAAAAAGAUACAGACUAUGGAAUAUUUAUCAUUAGGGAUUUGUUAUAAUGUUAAUAUUUUAUUUUAAAGAAUGAAUUUUAUUAAUAUUUAUGUUCUACAAUACUUUUGAUGAUAAUUGGCAUAUCAAAGUAAUUUAGAUUAGCUGGAUUACAGUAGUGAUCAUAAGUUUUUUUAAAACUUGUUCAGAUCAUACAGCUAUUUGCUAUGUUUCUAUAUUUACUUAAAGAUUAAUUACAAAACAAGAGCGUUUAAAAAAAUCUCUACCAUUGCAUUUAUUUAGGUGUGAUGAAUCCUCUCUGAAAUGUAAUUUUUUUUUUUUUAAAUUCUUUAAAUCUUCAGAUAAUUUUGGCAGAACGUAAAUAUCUUAAAAAGACAGGAACUACUGUAGCCCACCCACUUUUGCAAAUACCUGAUGACAUUGAUGAAGAAGAAUUCAGUGAUGAAAUGGAUGAUGAAGAUUUCUCAGAUGAAUGUGACAGUGAUGUAAGCCAAGAUUAAUAAAGAAAGAUCUUGGUGUAUAAAUGGUUUGCAUGGUUUUUUUAAUGUAGGUAAUUGUAAACCUGUCAGAAUUCUCCACCUAUCUUGUCAAACCACUGAUGUUCUGAAUUUGUUUCUUGUUAGUUGAAUUGGUUCUUAGUUUGGUGCAAGGAACAGUGGUUUGCAUUAUAAAAGUUGUGUUGAAGUUUAAAUGUAUUUUAAUUUCUUUGAAACAGUUCUCUUCACCCGUCUUAAUGAUUAAUCUGUUACGGAGAAUGAUUGUCUGUUGGUUUUUUUCAUACUGGUAUCUCAUCUUAAUUGUCAAUAUUUUUUUAUGCCAAUGUACAUAAACAUUUCAGUGAAUCCAUUACGUUAUGAAGUUACAAUACCGGUAUAUUUCUAAGAUGGUUCUCUGUAUAACUAAACAAAAAGUUGGACAAAUCAUAUUUUUAAACAGUUUCUUUAUUUGUUAAAAAAUCCUUCUGUGUACUGCAUCCUAGAUAUUCAUCUCAAACUAGCUUUAACAGGCAAAUAAAGUGCUGAAAUAUGAUUUCUCCUGUUUAAGUGAUUAUUAAUUAAAGUCAUGAGUAACUUUUUUUUUUCAACUUGUUUGAUUAUAUUUAUAAGAUAAACUCUGUAAAAUUUCAUAAAACCAUACAACAUGAUAGUAUAUCAGUGAUAUCUUUGGGUAAAAAAAAUUUAUUAAAUACUAAUGGUAGCCCACUUCUUAACCUGUAGAAUUUUUUUUAAGGUCUGAAACAUGCUGUAAUAACAUGUUUUGUUGUAGACAUUUCCAUUAUCUAUUUGCUGCUGUCUGUUUCAAGUGAUUUUUUUUUCCAUUUACAUUUUGCAUGUAAUAAAUCUGUUGUGAAGUAGACUAGUCUGUAUCUAUAAUUGUAGAUAGUUUGAAGCUACUUUUUAAAACUUUUAUACUUUUUUGUAUUAAUUAACUGUGGGUUCAAGCACAAUAAAUAGUGUCAAUAUAUUGCAAAAUUAUUUCAUUUUUAAUCUAUUAAUAUAGAGAGGAGAAAAAAUGUUUAAAAACUUACUUCAAACUAAUGGCCUUAUAAUAAUGGUUAUAAUAGUGGUGUAUCUUAGAAACAUCUCACUUUAUAUCUUAUGUUUGGGUUGGUAAAAACUUAUUUUAUAAAAACUAUCUUCAAAAUUCCUCUUAAAACUAUUAAAUUGCAAAAAGACUCAUAAUUUAAGUUCCAUUAACAAUAUUACAAAGAGGCAGAAGAUUUUUCCAUUAUGUACUGUUCACCACAGCUUAAGUUAUUUAAAAAGUGCAGUAAAUAUUAAUUUUUUUAUCUGUUUAUAUGUUCUAAAAAAUUUAAUAGAACAAUUAUUUUGCACUUGCACUUACCAAAAGUUUAUUAUGGGCAUUUUAAAAAAUGUUAUACCGGUAUUCAUUUUGUUGAUUUUUGAGCUCUUCCAUUAAAGUGUUAUAAACUGCACUGGAUAUUUUUACUUAUUUUCCAUACUUUUUCUCUCACUGAAGAAAUAAUUGCAUUUUCUGUUAAGUGCUCAAAGCCCAUCAGGAAAAUGGCUCCAGAAAAAGUAUAUGAAUUUUAGAACUCUUAUUUGCUCAUUGCUGUUUACUUGUUUUGUUUGAGAAAUCUGAAAGCUGCUGUAUAAUUGAAGUAUUAAUUCUACUACCAGAUAAAAUCAUGUACUGAAACAUUCUUGUAUGUUUGUAGUUGCUAUUUGUGGAUAAUACUAAUUAACAUAAAGACAGUACAUUAUUUAUUUGUCAGUUAUGAUGAAUUACAAAAGCUUAUAGAUAGAAUUUUAAAUAUUUGUAAUUGGUAUCAUAUUUUAACUAAGUUUUGUUUUUAAAUUGACAGAAUUAUUUCAUUUUCAAUAUUAAAAACUGGGGCAAUACAGUUUUGUAUCAAUACUUUAAAUGUUUAUUCUUUGCCAUCAGUACCCUAAACAAUUAUUAGCAGCCAGCAGUCUAUGUGAAUAGGAAAAAAUGUGAAUUAAUGCCAAUUUAUUAUGUGUGUAACUGGAAUCAUUCUGUAAUUAUGUAUUUUGUGUUCUAAUUAAAAUAAAAUGCUCUUUUAUAUUUAAAUGUGUGUUGAUUUUAUAUUGAAAGGCAGAACUAUAGAAGACCGAGUAAAAAAGAAUGUAAGGUAUUUUAACUACUGACUUCUGUUGGUUUCCUGACAUUAGGUAGCAUGAUAAAUGUUUCACACUUUAAAAGCAAAAUAAUAAGGGAAAAAAACAACAAAAUCCU
This is a messenger RNA of Lymnaea stagnalis (great pond snail), 7966 nucleotides long. Lineage: Eukaryota; Metazoa; Mollusca; Gastropoda; Lymnaeidae. The record is from the annotation of a GenBank genome assembly.